AUGGAUAACUAAAUUUCUAAUAGAAAAUGCUAACAGCACGAUGAAAAUGUAAUAGCAACAAGUCUUAAUUUGCAAUGUGAUGAAUAGAACCGAUACUUUUGCAGCAAAUGUCUCGUGUUAAAGAUUAAUGACAGAGCCAUUCAUACCAAUACUGAUGCUUAAGAAAGGAUAAUCACUAUGAAAUCUGAAUUCGAAUUAAAAACUCAAAAUUUAACGAAGCAAAAUAUUGAAGUGUUAAAAUAAUUUUCUGAGAACAUUUUAGCUUUAAAAAAUCUUCUUGCUACUACUUUAGAUGAAAUUAACAGUACUAUCGAGAAUGAGAUAAAGAGACUUUAGAAUGUCUAAAAAUAAAUAGAAGAAAAUAUAAAAUUUAUAGAUAUCUAUAAUUUUGAUAAAAUUGAGGAAGCCCAAAAAUUACUUGAGCAACAAUUUUCCAGUUUUCGCACAGCAAUAAAUUCAUAAAUAACUAAAAUGGAGAGCAAUUUAAAGAUGGAUUCAUAUUUAAAGUACUUAGAUGAAUUAAAGGAUGAAGUAUAAGCGUUGAUUUGGUAUAAAUCAGAGUUGGAGCCUUCAGAUGAAAACUUUAUUGCAACUCCUGGGCUAAAGAUCUUUUGUUAAAAGCAUAAGACAGAAAUUAUAGCAUUUGAUUUGAAUCCUUAAAGAGCAAAAGAGAAUAGAUUAGCAUGCAUUUAUUGCAUUGAAUAAAAUACUAUCCCUUAUACUUCUUUGAUCAGAGUAAUUGAAAAAUGGAAAAAGUAUGAGGAACUUAAAAAAUCCAAAUUACUAUCUAUUUAAUAAAGGCAUUAAGAAAAUUAAUCGACCAUAAUAUAAUAGCUAGAUCUCAUACAUAGCACAAGUCAAUAAAAAAAUGAGGAAUUAACAUAGAGUCUUAAGGAAUUUUGCAAUUUCAUUGAUGGCUCUGUAAAUAAAAUAAUUCGUUCGAUGGGAAGAAAUUGGGCAAACUAAUCACAAAAGGAAAUACUAGAUAAUGUAGAUGUGUUAAGCAAAUCAAUUUAUAAUGAUGAAGUGAUUUUAACUGAGGAUAAUUAUUAUUAGAAGGAGGAAAAUGAUAUAAAUAAGUUAGUUUCCGAUUCGAUUGAAAAAAUCAAAGAAACUUGCUUAUAAUGUUGUUUAAAAAUUUAGAGUACAAUAAGGGUCACAAAUAAUUUGAGGGAUUCUAUUACUCAAUAGACAUGA
This is a messenger RNA of Paramecium tetraurelia, 1197 nucleotides long. RefSeq lists its product as uncharacterized. NCBI's taxonomy places the organism in Eukaryota, Ciliophora, Oligohymenophorea, Peniculida, Parameciidae. The transcript is spliced from 2 exons. The record is from RefSeq and is a predicted model, not a curated record.